Messenger RNA from Zea mays, 762 nucleotides. RefSeq lists its product as uncharacterized. The transcript is spliced from 4 exons. The record is from RefSeq and is a predicted model, not a curated record. NCBI's taxonomy places the organism in Eukaryota, Viridiplantae, Streptophyta, Magnoliopsida, Poales, Poaceae. The coding region runs from base 10 to 429 and encodes 139 amino acids.
UUUGAAAACAUGGAUGAAAACAUUGAAAUUGAUGUCUACAAAAAUGACAUCAUGGAGCAUGCUAGGGAUUUGUGGAACAAUUGGCGCGGUGACUUAAGUCGACACUAUGUCAAGCCGACAAAGAAUAUGCAGCAAGCCAUUAAGAAUUGUCCGAAUGAUUUUGCACAAGCUGAUUGGGAGUGGUUGGUCAAAGAGCAUUUUUGCAGUAAGGAAUUCAUUGCAAAGAGCAAGAGAAAUUCUAGAAACCGAUCCAAUUUGACAAUCCUUCAUCACAGUGGCAGCAAACCAUUCAGGAAAGUGAUUUAUGACAAUGGCGGCAAGGAUAAUAAUCCACCAGCUUUGGAUGCCUUAUUUUUUAUGACUCACACAAAGGGUGACAAUUUUAUUGAUUCUGAGUCCUCCAGCAAGCAUGCACAAAUUCAGGAAUAAAUGUUAUCAGAUCCUUCUCUUUCCAAUGCACAACUUAUGGACAAGUGCUUCCCUUCAAAACGACAGGACCAUAUCAUUGGAUAUGGUGGUGGAGUGAAAGCAAGACAUCUUCGAAGUCCAUCUGUUAGUAAGGCUGAAUUGUUAGAGAAGCUGAAACAGUCGGAGGAUGAGAAACGAGCAAUGCUUGAGGAGAACAGAGAGCUUCGAGAAGAAAAUCGGGCUACAAACAGUCGUGUAAGCCAAAUGGAAAAGGAGUGGGCAGAGUUGAAGAAACAAAUAAGUAGUAGUUAGCAUAGAAAUCUUGAUUUGAGUAGAGUUUGAGUGAUAUGAAUA